Fomitiporia mediterranea MF3/22 is the source of this 4503-nucleotide messenger RNA. Its product is annotated as WD40 repeat-like protein. The record is from RefSeq and is a predicted model, not a curated record. The transcript has 8 exons. NCBI's taxonomy places the organism in Eukaryota, Fungi, Basidiomycota, Agaricomycetes, Hymenochaetales, Hymenochaetaceae. Gene Ontology annotation, molecular function: protein binding. Bases 3394 to 4074 code for a protein of 226 amino acids.
UACCUCUUGCAGAGUGUAUAGAGCGGGUUCGGAGAGAGGGGACAGGAGGAAAACAGGGAUCGAGGUUGGGAGGAUUGUGAACGGGUGUGAGAUAGGGUGCAUGAGCGGGAGCAGGUGUGUAACAGAGACCAGAGGGAGAGGGAGAGCUUAGAGCAGAUACAUCCUCCAUCUGCGUCUAGAGGUCGCCGAUUCGAUGGCAGGUGCCGGCCUUAACAUCGACGCUGCCAAGCAUGCAAUCCAACAGAAUGGAAUUUCGACCUCGGCAGCUGCUUCCGAGUUUGGUCCUGUUACGGCUGUUAAUGCCACCAUCGAUCACUUUGCAGGACAUGCCGACCUGUACGAUUCUGUAGGAGCUCUCGUCUCAAAACUGAAUAUGUUCGUUCGCGCCAUGGACACGUUAUCGCGAAUCCACCCGUAUGUCAACUUCGCCUGGCAGCUGGCCUCUGCACUGUACAGUACAAGACCGUCAAGCAGCAGUUUGAAGUUGAAAAGAAGUCAUUGAGCUUGUACACGCCAUGAGGGAUGCGUUUGAUUUCGUAGAACAAGCUAGUUCACUCCGAGAAAAAACGAAAAGGCUCAAGACUACGAUACUUCAACUCUUGAAGCAAACCAAUGAGUGCUCUCUGUUUAUUCAAGAAUAUGCAUGCCACAAGUUUGCAAGACGAAUGUCCAUGCUAAACAUUGAUACAAUCGUCAAUGGAUACAUAAAGGCCCUGGAGGCACUCAGGACAUCAAUUAAACAACCCUGCAUAUUGCGUUUGUCUCAUCACGGAUCACUUCCAAAGUUGAUGCACUGUUUCUGAAAAGCCGACUCAAUCCGGACGAGGUGAGUACAUUUGAUCGACCGCAAUGCCUUCCCGGAACGUGCGAAAUUAUUCUUGACGAGAUUGUGGGGUGGGUAGCAUCGGGAUCGGAUCAAAAUGUGUUUUGGUUGUACGUUGUUGCAGGAUCUGGCAAAGGCACAGUGAGCACGAUGAUUCCGUGUCACAUCCCGUCUUGGUGCCCAUCUUUUCUUUCAACGAGGAAAGAGUGAGCCUGGCUCUGUCAUUCGCAUGCUUGCUUACAAGCUCGCCUCAUUUGACUCCUCGAUUGCUGACCAUGUGAUUGGAUCCAUCGAGCAGGAUAGCGAUAUCGCUCAGGCUUCGGGGACUGUCCAAUUUGAGAGUCUUAUCAAUGACCCACUUGUUCAGAGGCCAUGCAGGGACCAGUCGUCAUUUCCUCGACACACUAGAUGAAUGCGGGACAGAGAAGAGUCGACAAGGCUUAUUGGAACUCUUCCGAGAAGGACUACCCGUUCUUCCGAAGAAUUUCCGAUUUCUCAUUACGAGUAGAAAGGAGCUGGACAUCGAUCGAGCACUUAAUUUCCAGCCCGGAUGCAUCCACGCCGUUGAGCUGUGACAAGAUUCGACAACAUGCAAGGACGAGAUGUGUAAGGUAUUCGCAAAGAAUCUGCUGGAGAUCACGGAUGAUUGGGAAUGGAAAAUGGAUUGUCUUGGAGAUGCGACUGGUGGACUGUUCAUAUAGGCUUCGACUGCAGUGAAAUUGGUAGAUUGCGACGACCCGUCCGGAAAACUGCAUGAACUGACAGCAAAGUCGAAGAGUUUAUCUGGGCUUAACCAACUGUACGACUCCGUCCUGAGAGGGUCCAGUAUCUCGUUCGACGAGGUAGCAUCCAAGGCCCGAUUUUCGCAGAUUCUUAGCUUCAUCCUCCUUGGCAAGGCACCAUUGUCGGAUUAUACAAUUGACGCGCUUCUCGGGUAUCCGGAUGACAAACCAUCACGCCUUAUUCUUUCUCGCCUACAGUCCGUGCUUGUAUACAUCCCUGGAGCUCCUAUCCGUUUCUGCCAUACUUCCUUCCGCGACUACUUAUUAGUGCGCGAGAGCGAAUUUGACCCUUGGCACAUCGACAUCGAGUCUCAAAAGGAGUACGUUGCCUCGCGAUGCUUCGAUGUCAUGAGAGGUAUGCUGCGGUUUAACAUGUGUAGCAUAGAGACAUCAUAUACCCCUAACGAUCAAAUCCCUGACCUUCCGGAUCGUAUCAAGGCGAACAUUCCUCUUCACUUGGAUUACGCAUGUCUCUUUUGGAGUCAACACUUACACGGGACUCCGUUCUCACACGUGUUGCCAGAUAAGCUAUCAGAGUUCCUUAAUGAACGUUUGCUCUACUGGCUCGAGGUGACGAGUCUCUUGGGAAAGGUCAACAUUGUCAGUCAGACAUUUCUUCAUGCCAUGAAUUGGGUCUCGUCCCACAAUGCGAAGGUUCUAUCAUUUCUUAGAGACGCACGUAGAAUGGUUACUCGGUUUUCACUACCUAUUUCACAGUCCACGCCUCAUAUCUAUGUAUCUGCGCUUCGGUUUGCAUCGACGGAGUCGAAGUUUAUAGCACAUUACUUGAAGCCUGAUCUACCUAUGGUCCAAGUAGAGCAGAUGGGCGUAAGGCAACAGUCGCCAUUCUUGAAGGAGCUCACAGGGCAUGAGGAAGCUGUCGUCUCUGUUAUAUUCUCACCCGACAGUAGUCGUGUUGCCUCCAGUUCCAAUGAUGGAACGAUCCGAGUUUGGGACGCUGAAGUGGGAGCCGAGUCAUUUUCAGUCCAUUUGAAGUGCAUGAAAAGCAAGUAGCUGUUGCUUUCUCGCCAGACGGCACUCGCGUCGUUUCCGGCUCCAUUGACAAGACAAUUCGAAUUUGGGAAGCGUGUCGUCUCUGGAGCAGCUGACAAGGCUGUUAUAGUCUGGCAUGUUGAGAGCGGACAGGCCGUCAAGCGUUUCAAGGGGCAUGAAGGCGCUGUGCUUUCUAUUGCACUCUCUUCCGACGGAAAGGGUAUUGUCUCUGGUUCGACGGACAAGACAAUUCGAAUCUGGGACUUCAAGAGUGGACAGACCAUUUGUGGUCCUCUUGAAGGUCACGCAGACAGCGUCCAGUCAGUCGCUUUCUCGCGUGACGGUACACGCAUCGCCUCAGGCUCUGAGGACGGCAGGAUCCGAAUCUGGCACACUCAGAGCGGGGAAUGUAUCUCUAAGCCCUUUGAAGAACAUACACGUGGAAUAACUUCCGUCGCUUUCUCACCCGAUGGCAAAAGCAUUGUCUCCGGAUUGUACUAUGGUAGAGUUCGAAUCUGGGAUGUCGAGAGUGGGCAGCUCGUUUCCCAUCCUUUUGAAGGGCACACUGCAGUCGUACUGUGUGUUGGAUUCUCUCCUGACGGGACCCGCGUUGUAUCUGGCUCCAGCGAUUAUACGAUCCGAAUCUGGGAUGCCGAAAGUGUACAAACCGCUUCUGGGGAUUUUGAAGGGCACACUACUGGAGUAACUUGUGUUGCUUUCGCUCCUAGUGGCAAACGCGUUGUGUCGGAUUCAUUUGAUGACACGAUUUGAAUAUGGGACGCUGAAAGUGGACGCAUGGUCUCAGAGCCUUUUAAAGGACACUCAGACUAUGUCUACUCCGUCGCCUUCUCGCCGGAUGGAAAACGUGUUGCUUCUGACUCCUUGGAUCAGACUAUCCUUGUGUGGGAUAUCAAAAGUGGAAAUGUAGUUUACGGUCCUUUCGAAGGACAUACAUUAUAUGUCUGGUCUGUCUGCUUCUCGCCAGAUGGGUCCCGUGUUGUGUCAGGCUGCGGUGACAAAACACUCCGAAUCUGGGAUGUCGAGAGCGGAAAGACGAUUUCGGGUCCUUUCAAAGCUCAUAAAGGCCAGGUCGUCUCCGUUGCCGUCUCUCCUGAUGGGAGAAGCGUGGUCUCUGGCUCUGAUGACAAUACAAUCAUAGUCUGGGACGUCGAAAGUGGCGAAAUCAUUUCCGGGCCCUUGAAAGGACGCAAAGAGUGCGUUUGGUCAGCGGCCUUCUCACCCAACGGUACACGUGUCGCUUCUGGUUCUGAUUUCGGAGCCAUCUUGAUCUGGAACAUCAAGCAUGGACGGGUCGUGGUUGGGCCUUUUGAAAGGCAUACAGGUCGGAUUUGGUCAGUUGCCUUCUCUCCUGACGGAGCACGCGUCGUUUCGGGUUCCGCUGACAGGACUGUCCGAGUAUGGGACUCGGAGAGUGGACAAGCUAUAUUUGCGCCUUUUGAAUAUGUCAACUGUUAGUUCCGCUGCAUUCUCGCCUGAUGGUAACCGCGUCGUCUCUGGCUCCUGGGAUUGUACGAUCAGAAUGUGGAAUGUAGAAGAUCCCAUCUUUGACUGGACAAUGGACAAAGAUGGAUGGAUACAUAGACACAAUGGAGAGUUACUUGUAUUGGUUCCGCCGGACCUAUGGACCACACUCUGGAGACCUCAAAAUUCUGCAUUGUUCAGUUGUGCAUUCUUAACAAAAUUGGACUUUGCGAAUGCCGCUCUUGGCGAACGGUGGCAGGAAUGCUUUGUACCACCUCAGUGAUACCACCAUUAAUUCCUCGGUCAGAGUGGCUUGUCAUCACUAGUCUCACUCACCAGAAUCUUGCUCGCUGUUUGUUUUAAAUUGUAAUAAGUGUUGCAAUUGCAGUAUAAUACACUUAAAUUAAUAACAAUCUAAUUUCA